GGUGCAGCGAGUCUGCCUGGUGUCAGCGGCAGGAGGGGCCGGGUCCUGCGGUGACCGCUUCUCCACGCACCAUGCUGGGGCCUCGGCUGCUGCUGCUGCUGUCCUGCGGGGGAGCCCUGCUGGGCGCCGGUCUAGACGACACCUCCUUUGCCCACCCAGGACCCCAGGGGCUGAAGGACUCCCCACAGCCAGCGCCCGGCAGGGGCUGGUGCUCCACAUGGGGGACCGGCCACUUCUUCACCUUCGACGGCCACAUGUAUGACUUCGAGGGGACCUGCAACUACAUCUUUGCGGCCAUCUGCAAGGACGCCUCCUCUCCCACCUUCAGCGUCCAGCUGCGGCGAGGGCCCGGCGGGGACAUCUCCCGGGUCAUCGUGGAGCUGGGGGCCUCGGUGGUCACGGUGCAGCAGGGAGCCAUCUCCAUCAAGGAUGUGGGGGCCGUCAGCCCGCCCUACACCAGCAACGGGCUGCAGAUCACCCCCUUCGGCCAGAGCGUGCGGCUGGUGGCCAAGCAGCUGGAGCUGGAGCUGGUGGUGGUGUGGGGCCCCGGCGCCCACCUCAUGGUCCUGGUGGAGGACAGGCACAUGGGCAGGAUGUGUGGGCUCUGCGGGAACUUUGACGGCGAGAAGACCAAUGAGUUUCUGAGCGAGGAUGGCACGCGCCUGGAGCCCCACAAGUAUGCCGCCCUCCAGAAGCUGGACGACCCCAACGAGAUCUGCACCCACGAGGCCAUCCCCGGCCCCCAGGUCCUGCAGGCAGAGCAUGCCCGGACCUGCGCCCAGCUGCUGGCCCUGGUGGCCCCCGAGUGCAAUGUGCCCAAGGAGCCCUUCGUGCAGAGCUGCCAAGCCGACGUGGCCGCGUGUGCCCGGCCGGGCCAGCAGAGCUGCGCCUGCGCCACGCUCUCCGAGUACUCGCGCCACUGCAGCCUCGCCGGCCAGCCCGUCAGCCGCUGGAGGAGGCCCGGCCUCUGCUCCCUGGGCCAGUGCCCGGCCAACCAGGUGUACCAGGAGUGCGGCGAGGCCUGCGUCAAGACCUGCUCCAACCCACAGCACAGCUGUGCCCGCUUCUGCACCUUCGGCUGCUUCUGCCCGGAAGGUAUGGUUCUCGACGACGUUUCCAAAAACCUCACCUGCGUGCCCAUCGCCCAGUGCCCCUGCACGCUCGGCGGCGUGGCCUACGCCCCUGGGGAGGUCACAGCCGACGCCUGCCGCACCUGCCAGUGCACAAUGGGGCGCUGGAAGUGCGAGGAGCGGCCCUGCCCCCGGCGCUGCGCCCUGGAAGGCGGCUCCUUUGUGACCACGUUUGACGCCAGGCCCUACCGCUUCCAUGGCACCUGCACCUACACCCUCCUCCAGAGCCCCCAGCUCCCCGACGGGGGCUCCCUCAUGGCCGCCUACGACAAGUCUGGGUACUCGCAUUCAGAGACCUCCCUGGUCGCCCUCAUCUACGUGUCCAGCCAGGACAAGAUCGUGAUUUCCCAGGAUGAGGUGGUCACCAACCACGGAGACACCAAGUGGCUGCCAUACAAGACCGGCAACAUCACGGUCUUCAAGCAGACGUCCACCCACCUGCAGAUGGCCACCACCUUCGGGCUCGAGCUGGUGGUGCAGCUGCAGCCCGUGCUCCAGGCCUACGUCACAGUCGGGCCUCAGUUCAGAGGCCAGACCCGAGGGCUUUGCGGCAACUUCAACGGGGACACGACGGACGACUUCACGACCAGCAUGGGUGUCCCUGAGGGCACGGCCUCGCUCUUCGUGGACUCCUGGCGGGCAGGGAACUGCCCGGCCGCCCUGGAGCGGGAGACCGACCCCUGCUCCAUGAGCCAGCUCAACAAGGUGUGCGCGGAGACUCACUGUGCGGUGCUGGUGAACAAGGGCACGGUCUUCGAGAGGUGCCACGCCGUGGUGAACCCCAAGCCCUUCUACAGGAGGUGCGUGUACCAGGCCUGCAACUACGAGGAGACCUUCCCGCACAUCUGUGCCGCCCUGGGGGACUACGCCCACACCUGCGCCUCCAGGGGCAUCCUGCUCUGGGGCUGGAGAAGCAGUGUGGACAACUGCACCAUCCCCUGCACGGGCAACCAGACGUACAGCUAUGACAGCCGGGCCUGCGGCCGCACCUGCUUCUCACUGUCCGACCGCGCCGCCGAGUGCCACCCCAGUGCCGUGCCCGUGGAAGGCUGCAACUGCCCCGAGGGCACCUACCUGAACCACAAGGCCGAGUGCGUGCGCAAGGCCCAUUGCCCCUGCCUCUUGGACAACCACAAGCUCAUCCUGGCCGGCCAGUCCACUGUGGUUGAGGGCGUCAUCUGCUACUGUUCCAACGGGCGGCUGAGCUGCCCUGGGCGGCCGUCGAUGCUCCUGGCAUCCUGCUCGGCCCCCAAGACAUUCCAGUCCUGCAGCCAGUCCUCAAGGAACAAGUUUGGGGCGGCCUGUGCCCCCACGUGCCAGAUGCUGGCCACGGGCACCCCUUGCGUGCCCACCAAGUGCGAGCCCGGCUGCGUCUGUGCCGAGGGGCUCUACGAGAACGCCAGCGGGCAGUGCGUGCCCCCCGAGGAGUGCCCGUGCGAGUUUGCGGGGGUCUCCUACCCCCGGGGCGCCGAGCUCCACACUGACUGUAAGGCCUGCACCUGCUCGAGGGGGAAGUGGACGUGCCAGCAGAGCGCCCACUGCUCGUCCACCUGCACCCUCUAUGGAGAGGGCCACGUGGUCACCUUCGACGGGCAGCGCUUUGUGUUUGAGGGCAGCUGCGAGUACAUCCUGGCCACGGAUGGCUGCGGCACCAAUGACUCCCGGCCCACCUUCAAGAUCCUCACGGAGAACGUCGUGUGUGGGAAAUCGGGUGUCACCUGCUCCCGGGCCAUCAGGAUGUUCCUGGGGGGCUUGUCCAUCGUACUGGCGGACAGGAACUACACGGUCAGCGGGACAGACCCCCAGGUGCACUUCCGGGUCAGGGCUGGCUCCCUGCACCUGGUGUUGGACGUCACCAUCGGCAGCAGUUACAACCUGACCCUCAUCUGGAACAAGCACAUGACCGUCUCCAUCAAGAUCUCGCGAGCCUCACAGGACGCCCUGUGCGGCUUGUGCGGCAACUACAACGGGAACAUGAAGGACGACUUUGAGACACGCAGCAAGUACGUGGCGUCCAGCGAGCUGGAGUUUGUGAAUUCAUGGAAGGAGAGCCCGCUGUGCGGAGACGCCAGACUCGCACUGGACCCCUGCAGCCUCAACGCCUUCCGCCGCGCCUGGGCCGAGCGCAAGUGCAGCAUCAUCAAUAGCCAGACCUUCGCCGCCUGCCACAGCCAGGUGUACCGCCUGCCCUACUAUGAGGCCUGCGUGCGCGACACAUGUGGGUGCGACACGGGUGGGGACUGUGAGUGCCUGUGCGACGCUGUGGCCGCCUACGCCAAGGCCUGCCUGGACAAGGGCGUGUGCGUGGACUGGAGGGCCCCCGACUUCUGCCCCAUCUACUGCGACUUCUACAACUCCCACACGCGGGCGGGCGACGGCCAGUACCAGCACACCCCGGAGACCAACUGCACGUGGCACUACCAGCCGUGCCUCUGCCCCCAGCAGCUGCAGAGCCUUCCAGACACCAACAUCGAAGGCUGCUACAACUGCUCCCAGGACGAGUACUUCGACCAGGACACGGGGACGUGCGUGCAGUGCAUGCUGCUGCCCACCACGCCGCCGCCGCCCACCACAGGUGAUUGCGCACACACUAGAAGCCAGGCCUACCUUGGCCACCCCCAACAUCACAGCCACCCCCAGAACCACUGGGCCCCUCAGUUCCACGGCACCCUCACCAAGCCCCCACGCUACACCUGCAACCCCCACGGCCUCGGCCCCCGCCUCCACACAGACAGGGACAGCCCCGACCCCGCGGCCAGAACCCACAGUCUCCUCAGGAGGUCCGCCCACAGGAACAUCAUUCCGGACCACCACCACCUUCCCAACCGCAUCUCCAUCCAAGACCACUCAAUCCACUCACGUUCCAAACUCUGCCACCUCCUCUGUCACUCCCACUUCUCACAGAGUGAUCACCACAACACAACCCGAGACCCACUCUCCUUCCAUCUCUACUGCAAGGCCAACAGGCUCCUCUCCAUCAUCGACACACGUCCCUGCCACAGGCACAGUGCCCUCACCCUCCACAGUGCCGUGGACACCUACCACAAGAGGAACCACCCAAGCCCCUCACUCUGCACACUGCCCUCACCCUCCACAGUGCCGUGGACACCUACCACAAGAGGAACCACCCAAGCCCCUCACUCUGUCAGCACAGCCAAAACCUCCACCUCCCUGGUGUCACACCCCUCCGCACCUGCCCACUCUGGCACCACAUCUGCUCCACGCACCACCAUCUCCACCAAGACCACCAGUAGAGGCACCGGGAGUCCGGGGACACACACCGCCACGGCCACACCCAACAGUCCACACACUCCCUUCACUUCUCACUCUCCACACACUGGUUCCGUGUCCACCACCUCCCACAUUACAGGUCCGCCCACAGGAACAUCAUUCCGGACCACCACCACCUUCCCAACCGCAUCUCCAUCCAAGACCACUCAAUCCACUCACGUUCCAAACUCUGCCACCUCCUCUGUCACGCCCACUUCUCACAGAGUGAUCACCACAACACAACCCGAGACCCACUCUCCUUCCAUCUCUACUGCAAGGCCAACAGGCUCCUCUCCAUCAUCGACACACGUCCCUGCCACAGGCACAGUGCCCUCACCCUCCACAGUGCCGUGGACACCUACCACAAGAGGAACCACCCAAGCCCCUCACUCUGUCAGCACAGCCAAAACCUCCACCUCCCUGGUGUCACACCCCUCCGCACCUGCCCACUCUGGCACCACAUCUGCUCCACGCACCACCAUCUCCACCAAGACCACCAGUAGAGGCACCGGGAGUCCGGGGACACACACCGCCACGGCCACACCCAACGGUCCACACACUCCCUUCACUUCUCACUCUCCACACACUGGUUCCGUGUCCACCACCUCCCACAUUACAGGUCCGCCCACAGGAACAUCAUUCCGGACCACCACCACCUUCCCAACCGCAUCUCCAUCCAAGACCACUCAAUCCACUCACGUUCCAAACUCUGCCACCUCCUCUGUCACUCCCACUUCUCACAGAGUGAUCACCACAACACAACCCGAGACCCACUCUCCUUCCAUCUCUACUGCAAGGCCAACAGGCUCCUCUCCAUCAUCGACACACGUCCCUGCCACAGGCACAGUGCCCUCACCCUCCACAGUGCCGUGGACACCUACCACAACAGGAACCACCCAAGCCCCUCACUCUGUCAGCACAGCCAAAACCUCCACCUCCCUGGUGUCACACCCCUCCGCACCUGCCCACUCUGGCACCACAUCUGCUCCACGCACCACCAUCUCCACCAAGACCACCAGUAGAGGCACCGGCAGCCCGGGGACACACACUGCCACGGCCUCGGCUACUCCCGACGGGCCACACACUCCCUUCACUACUCACUCCCCCCACACAGGUUCCCUGUCCAGCACCUCCCACAUUACAGGUCCGCCCACAGGAACAUCAUUCCGGACCACCACCACCUUCCCAACCGCAUCUCCAUCCAAGACCACUCAAUCCACUCACGUUCCAAACUCUGCCACCUCCUCUGUCACUCCCACUUCUCACAGAGUGAUCACCACAACACAACACGAGACCCACUCUCCUUCCAUCUCUACUGCAAGGCCAACAGGCUCUUCUCCAUCAUCGACACACGUCCCUGCCACAGGCACACUGCCCUCACCCUCCACAAGUGAUCACCACAACACAACCCGAGACCCACUCUCCUUCCAUCUCUACUGCAAGGCCAACAGGCUCUUCUCCAUCAUCGACACACGUCCCUGCCACAGGCACAGUGCCCUCACCCUCCACAGUGCCGUGGACACCUACCACAAGAGGAACCACCCAAGCCCCUCACUCUGUCAGCACAGCCAAAACCUCCACCUCCCUGGUGUCACACCCCUCCGCACCUGCCCACUCUGGCACCACAUCUGCUCCACGCACCACCAUCUCCACCAAGACCACCAGUCCGCCCACAGGAACAUCAUUCCGGACCACCACCACCUUCCCAACCGCAUCUCCAUCCAAGACCACUCAAUCCACUCACGUUCCAAACUCUGCCACCUCCUCUGUCACUCCCACUUCUCACAGAGUGAUCACCACAACACAACCCGAGACCCACUCUCCUUCCAUCUCUACUGCAAGGCCAACAGGCUCCUCUCCAUCAUCGACACACGUCCCUGCCACAGGCACAGUGCCCUCCCCCUCCACAGUGCCGUGGACACCUACCACAAGAGGAACCACCCAAGCCCCUCACUCUGUCAGCACAGCCAAAACCUCCACCUCCCUGGUGUCACACCCCUCCGCACCUGCCCACUCUGGCACCACAUCUGCUCCACGCACCACCAUCUCCACCAAGACCACCAGUCCACCGACAGGAACAUCAUUCCGGACCACCACCACCUUCCCAACCGCAUCUCCAUCCAAGACCACUCAAUCCACUCACGUUCCAAACUCUGCCACCUCCUCUGUCACUCCCACUUCUCACAGAGUGAUCACCACAACACAACCCGAGACCCACUCUCCUUCCAUCUCUACUGCAAGGCCAACAGGCUCUUCUCCAUCAUCGACACAUGUCCCUGCCACAGGCACAGUGCCCUCACCCUCCACAGUGCCGUGGACACCUACCACAAGAGGAACCACCCAAGCCCCUCACUCUGCACAGUGCCCUCACUCUCCACAGUGCCGUGGACACCUACCACAAGAGGAACCACCCAAGCCCCUCACUCUGUCAGCACAGCCAAAACCUCCACCUCCCUGGUGUCACACCCCUCCGCACCUGCCCACUCUGGCACCACAUCUGCUCCACGCACCACCAUCUCCACCAAGACCACCAGUAGAGGCACCGGGAGUCCGGGGACACACACCGCCACGGCCACACCCAACGGUCCACACACUCCCUUCACUUCUCACUCUCCACACACUGGUUCCGUGUCCACCACCUCCCACAUUACAGGUCCGCCCACAGGAACAUCAUUCCGGACCACCACCACCUUCCCAACCGCAUCUCCAUCCAAGACCACUCAAUCCACUCACGUUCCAAACUCUGCCACCUCCUCUGUCACGCCCACUUCUCACAGAGUGAUCACCACAACACAACCCGAGACCCACUCUCCUUCCAUCUCUACUGCAAGGCCAACAGGCUCCUCUCCAUCAUCGACACACGUCCCUGCCACAGGCACAGUGCCCUCACCCUCCACAGUGCCGUGGACACCUACCACAAGAGGAACCACCCAAGCCCCUCACUCUGUCAGCACAGCCAAAACCUCCACCUCCCUGGUGUCACACCCCUCCGCACCUGCCCACUCUGGCACCACAUCUGCUCCACGCACCACCAUCUCCACCAAGACCACCAGUAGAGGCACCGGCAGCCCGGGGACACACACUGCCACGGCCUCGGCUACUCCCAACGGGCCACACACUCCCUUCACUACUCACUCCCCCCACACAGGUUCCCUGUCCAGCACCUCCCACAUUACAGGUCCACCGACAGGAACAUCAUUCCGGACCACCACCACCUUCCCAACCGCAUCUCCAUCCAAGACCACUCAAUCCACUCACGUUCCAAACUCUGCCACCUCCUCUGUCACUCCCACUUCUCACAGAGUGAUCACCACAACACAACCCGAGACCCACUCUCCUUCCAUCUCUACUGCAAGGCCAACAGGCUCUUCUCCAUCAUCGACACACGUCCCUGCCACAGGCACAGUGCCCUCACCCUCCACAGUGCCGUGGACACCUACCACAAGAGGAACCACCCAAGCCCCUCACUCUGUCAGCACAGCCAAAACCUCCACCUCCCUGGUGUCACACCCCUCCGCACCUGCCCACUCUGGCACCACAUCUGCUCCACGCACCACCAUCUCCACCAAGACCACCAGUAGAGGCACCGGGAGUCCGGGGACACACACCGCCACGGCCACACCCAACGGUCCACACACUCCCUUCACUUCUCACUCUCCACACACUGGUUCCGUGUCCACCACCUCCCACAUUACAGGUCCGCCCACAGGAACAUCAUUCCGGACCACCACCACCUUCCCAACCGCAUCUCCAUCCAAGACCACUCAAUCCACUCACGUUCCAAACUCUGCCACCUCCUCUGUCACUCCCACUUCUCACAGAGUGAUCACCACAACACAAUCCGAGACCCACUCUCCUUCCAUCUCUACUGCAAGGCCAACAGGCUCCUCUCCAUCAUCGACACACGUCCCUGCCACAGGCACAGUGCCCUCACCCUCCACAGUGCCGUGGACACCUACCACAAGAGGAACCACCCAAGCCCCUCACUCUGUCAGCACAGCCAAAACCUCCACCUCCCUGGUGUCACACCCCUCCGCACCUGCCCACUCUGGCACCACAUCUGCUCCACGCACCACCAUCUCCACCAAGACCACCAGUAGAGGCACCGGGAGUCCGGGGACACACACCGCCACGGCCACACCCAACGGUCCACACACUCCCUUCACUUCUCACUCUCCACACACUGGUUCCGUGUCCACCACCUCCCACAUUACAGGUCCGCCCACAGGAACAUCAUUCCGGACCACCACCACCUUCCCAACCGCAUCUCCAUCCAAGACCACUCAAUCCACUCACGUUCCAAACUCUGCCACCUCCUCUGUCACUCCCACUUCUCACAGAGUGAUCACCACAACACAACCCGAGACCCACUCUCCUUCCAUCUCUACUGCAAGGCCAACAGGCUCUUCUCCAUCAUCGACACACGUCCCUGCCACAGGCACAGUGCCCUCACCCUCCACAGUGCCGUGGACACCUACCACAAGAGGAACCACCCAAGCCCCUCACUCUGUCAGCACAGCCAAAACCUCCACCUCCCUGGUGUCACACCCCUCCGCACCUGCCCACUCUGGCACCACAUCUGCUCCACGCACCACCAUCUCCACCAAGAUCACCAGUCCGCCCACAGGAACAUCAUUCCGGACCACCACCACCUUCCCAACCGCAUCUCCAUCCAAGACCACUCAAUCCACUCACAGUGAUCACCACAACACAACCCGAGACCCACUCUCCUUCCAUCUCUACUGCAAGGCCAACAGGCUCCUCUCCAUCAUCGACACACGUCCCUGCCACAGGCACACUGCCCUCACCCUCCACAGUGCCGUGGACACCUACCACAAGAGGAACCACCCAAGCCCCUCACUCUGUCAGCACAGCCAAAACCUCCACCUCCCUGGUGUCACACCCCUCCGCACCUGCCCACUCUGGCACCACAUCUGCUCCACGCACCACCAUCUCCACCAAGACCACCAGUCCACCGACAGGAACAUCAUUCCGGACCACCACCACCUUCCCAACCGCAUCUCCAUCCAAGACCACUCAAUCCACUCACGUUCCAAACUCUGCCACCUCCUCUGUCACUCCCACUUCUCACAGAGUGAUCACCACAACACAACCCGAGACCCACUCUCCUUCCAUCUCUACUGCAAGGCCAACAGGCUCUUCUCCAUCAUCGACACAUGUCCCUGCCACAGGCACAGUGCCCUCACCCUCCACAGUGCCGUGGACACCUACCACAAGAGGAACCACCCAAGCCCCUCACUCUGUCAGCACAGCCAAAACCUCCACCUCCCUGGUGUCACACCCCUCCGCACCUGCCCACUCUGGCACCACAUCUGCUCCACGCACCACCAUCUCCACCAAGACCACCAGUCCGCCCACAGGAACAUCAUUCCGGACCACCACCACCUUCCCAACCGCAUCUCCAUCCAAGACCACUCAAUCCACUCACGUUCCAAACUCUGCCACCUCCUCUGUCACGCCCACUUCUCACAGAGUGAUCACCACAACACAACCCGAGACCCACUCUCCUUCCAUCUCUACUGCAAGGCCAACAGGCUCUUCUCCAUCAUCGACACACGUCCCUGCCACAGGCACAGUGCCCUCACUCUCCACAGUGCCGUGGACACCUACCACAAGAGGAACCACCCAAGCCCCUCACUCUGUCAGCACAGCCAAAACCUCCACCUCCCUGGUGUCACACCCCUCCGCACCUGCCCACUCUGGCACCACAUCUGCUCCACGCACCACCAUCUCCACCAAGACCACCAGUCCGCCCACAGGAACAUCAUUCCGGACCACCACCACCUUCCCAACCGCAUCUCCAUCCAAGACCACUCAAUCCACUCACGUUCCAAACUCUGCCACCUCCUCUGUCACUCCCACUUCUCACAGAGUGAUCACCACAACACAACCCGAGACCCACUCUCCUUCCAUCUCUACUGCAAGGCCAACAGGCUCCUCUCCAUCAUCGACACACGUCCCUGCCACAGGCACACUGCCCUCACCCUCCACAGUGCCGUGGACACCUACCACAAGAGGAACCACCCAAGCCCCUCACUCUGUCAGCACAGCCAAAACCUCCACCUCCCUGGUGUCACACCCCUCCGCACCUGCCCACUCUGGCACCACAUCUGCUCCACGCACCACCAUCUCCACCAAGACCACCAGUCCACCCACAGGAACAUCAUUCCGGACCACCACCACCUUCCCAACCGCAUCUCCAUCCAAGACCACUCAAUCCACUCACGUUCCAAACUCUGCCACCUCCUCUGUCACUCCCACUUCUCACAGAGUGAUCACCACAACACAACCCGAGACCCACUCUCCUUCCAUCUCUACUGCAAGGCCAACAGGCUCUUCUCCAUCAUCGACACACGUCCCUGCCACAGGCACAGUGCCCUCACCCUCCACAGUGCCGUGGACACCUACCACAAGAGGAACCACCCAAGCCCCUCACUCUGUCAGCACAGCCAAAACCUCCACCUCCCUGGUGUCACACCCCUCCGCACCUGCCCACUCUGGCACCACAUCUGCUCCACGCACCACCAUCUCCACCAAGACCACCAGUCCGCCCACAGGAACAUCAUUCCGGACCACCACCACCUUCCCAACCGCAUCUCCAUCCAAGACCACUCAAUCCACUCACGUUCCAAACUCUGCCACCUCCUCUGUCACUCCCACUUCUCACAGAGUGAUCACCACAACACAAUCCGAGACCCACUCUCCUUCCAUCUCUACUGCAAGGCCAACAGGCUCCUCUCCAUCAUCGACACACGUCCCUGCCACAGGCACAGUGCCCUCACCCUCCACAGUGCCGUGGACACCUACCACAAGAGGAACCACCCAAGCCCCUCACUCUGUCAGCACAGCCAAAACCUCCACCUCCCUGGUGUCACACCCCUCCGCACCUGCCCACUCUGGCACCACAUCUGCUCCACGCACCACCAUCUCCACCAAGACCACCAGUCCGCCCACAGGAACAUCAUUCCGGACCACCACCACCUUCCCAACCGCAUCUCCAUCCAAGACCACUCAAUCCACUCACGUUCCAAACUCUGCCACCUCCUCUGUCACGCCCACUUCUCACAGAGUGAUCACCACAACACAACCCGAGACCCACUCUCCUUCCAUCUCUACUGCAAGGCCAACAGGCUCCUCUCCAUCAUCGACACACGUCCCUGCCACAGGCACAGUGCCCUCACCCUCCACAGUGCCGUGGACACCUACCACAAGAGGAACCACCCAAGCCCCUCACUCUGUCAGCACAGCCAAAACCUCCACCUCCCUGGUGUCACACCCCUCCGCACCUGCCCACUCUGGCACCACAUCUGCUCCACGCACCACCAUCUCCACCAAGACCACCAGUCCGCCCACAGGAACAUCAUUCCGGACCACCACCACCUUCCCAACCGCAUCUCCAUCCAAGACCACUCAAUCCACUCACGUUCCAAACUCUGCCACCUCCUCUGUCACGCCCACUUCUCACAGAGUGAUCACCACAACACAACCCGAGACCCACUCUCCUUCCAUCUCUACUGCAAGGCCAACAGGCUCUUCUCCAUCAUCGACACACGUCCCUGCCACAGGCACAGUGCCCUCACCCUCCACAGUGCCGUGGACACCUACCACAAGAGGAACCACCCAAGCCCCUCACUCUGUCAGCACAGCCAAAACCUCCACCUCCCUGGUGUCACACCCCUCCGCACCUGCCCACUCUGGCACCACAUCUGCUCCACGCACCACCAUCUCCACCAAGAUCACCAGUCCGCCCACAGGAACAUCAUUCCGGACCACCACCACCUUCCCAACCGCAUCUCCAUCCAAGACCACUCAAUCCACUCACGUUCCAAACUCUGCCACCUCCUCUGUCACUCCCACUUCUCACAGAGUGAUCACCACAACACAACCCGAGACCCACUCUCCUUCCAUCUCUACUGCAAGGCCAACAGGCUCCUCUCCAUCAUCGACACACGUCCCUGCCACAGGCACACUGCCCUCACCCUCCACAGUGCCGUGGACACCUACCACAAGAGGAACCACCCAAGCCCCUCACUCUGUCAGCACAGCCAAAACCUCCACCUCCCUGGUGUCACACCCCUCCGCACCUGCCCACUCUGGCACCACAUCUGCUCCACGCACCACCAUCUCCACCAAGACCACCAGUCCACCGACAGGAACAUCAUUCCGGACCACCACCACCUUCCCAACCGCAUCUCCAUCCAAGACCACUCAAUCCACUCACGUUCCAAACUCUGCCACCUCCUCUGUCACUCCCACUUCUCACAGAGUGAUCACCACAACACAACCCGAGACCCACUCUCCUUCCAUCUCUACUGCAAGGCCAACAGGCUCCUCUCCAUCAUCGACACAUGUCCCUGCCACAGGCACAGUGCCCUCACCCUCCACAGUGCCGUGGACACCUACCACAAGAGGAACCACCCAAGCCCCUCACUCUGUCAGCACAGCCAAAACCUCCACCUCCCUGGUGUCACACCCCUCCGCACCUGCCCACUCUGGCACCACAUCUGCUCCACGCACCACCAUCUCCACCAAGACCACCAGUCCGCCCACAGGAACAUCAUUCCGGACCACCACCACCUUCCCAACCGCAUCUCCAUCCAAGACCACUCAAUCCACUCACGUUCCAAACUCUGCCACCUCCUCUGUCACUCCCACUUCUCACAGAGUGAUCACCACAACACAACCCGAGACCCACUCUCCUUCCAUCUCUACUGCAAGGCCAACAGGCUCCUCUCCAUCAUCGACACACGUCCCUGCCACAGGCACAGUGCCCUCACCCUCCACAGUGCCGUGGACACCUACCACAAGAGGAACCACCCAAGCCCCUCACUCUGUUCUGAGCCCAGCCAACCAGACACACCUAUGCCCGCAGAGGUCUGCCGAGUGCGGGAGCUGGAGGAGGAGCUCACUUACCAGGGGUGCACAGCCAACGUGACAGUGACCCGCUGCGAGGGUGUCUGUGCCUCCUCAGCCAGUUUCAACGCCUACACCAACCAAGUGGACACCCUCUGCAGCUGCUGCCACCCCCUUGGCUCCUACGAGAAGCAGCUGGUACUGCCCUGUCCAGACCCUGGGGCACCGGGCAAGCAGCUGGUGCUCACGCUGCAGGUGUUCAAACGCUGCGCAUGUGGCCCCUGGCGCUGCAGAGACCAGGGGCAGCCCCCCUGGUGAGAGGAUGAAGCACCGCUCCCAGCGCCCAGCCCUCUCCCCCUCCCAUCCCCUCCCCGGCUUGCUGUGCCCGGCAGCCCCUUUCUAGGCCUGGCCUCAGAGCCCUGGGUGCAGCUCAUCCAGGCACCUGCAGGAAGGGCCUACCGGGCAGGGGUCCCGCAGACCCUGGCCCACCCCACACAAGCCUUUCGGGACACGCCCACCCAUCGUCCAUACUGCCUCCCAGCCUUAGAGGGAAGCUGCCCGGCCCUGCCCAACCGGACCCUGGGGCCCAAGGAAGGGCAAUGAUGGGCAGGGGAGAGGCAGCAAGGAGAGGGGCCGAGCAGUCGGGAAGGGAAGUGAGGGCACCAGCCUGCCCACCAACACAGCUCGCCCG
Molecule: messenger RNA, 13965 nt
Organism: Myotis myotis
Lineage: Eukaryota; Metazoa; Chordata; Mammalia; Chiroptera; Vespertilionidae
Gene: MUC6
Product: mucin 6, oligomeric mucus/gel-forming
Exons: 50
Coding region: 72-13592 (4506 amino acids)
Cellular component (GO): extracellular matrix
Molecular function (GO): protein binding
Source: RefSeq, a predicted model, not a curated record